This is a messenger RNA of Bursaphelenchus okinawaensis, 4118 nucleotides long. The record is from the annotation of a GenBank genome assembly. NCBI's taxonomy places the organism in Eukaryota, Metazoa, Nematoda, Chromadorea, Rhabditida, Aphelenchoididae.
AUGUCCUCAGAAUAUCAUUCUAGGCAUUCGCAGCAAGUAAUGGUUGGUCUUGUAACAUUUUUUCUUUGAUUUUUUUUUGAAAAAACUACAAUUUUUUAUAAUAAAACGAAAUUUCACGAAAUUUUUCUAAAAAGUUGCCAAAUAUCUAAAAGACUGAUCUUCAUACCCAUAUUCGUGAUUUUACAGUUUUAAAAUUGUAUUCUAUAAAUGACUAUUUGUUUAUAUUAUCAAAUUCUAGGCCAGUAUGAAUGACCCAAGUCAACAGAACGUCGGAUCAUACUACAACAAUGAGAACAAUGAAAAUUCCAGCACGGAAACUCCGACGAAUCGAAAACGAAAAACGAACAACGACGACAUUGAGGAUGUAAAACCUAAAAUUACAGCUUACAAUGUAAGUUUGUUUGAUGUAAAUAUUAAGAUCAAAAGUUAUUGAAAAAAGUUGAACUCACUAUCAGAUGUUUUUAAAAAAAUGUUUUAAACUUAAUUCAGCAUAUCAGUAUAACGAACAACUUAUUAAUACUACUUUGCCAAAAUUACAUAGUAAACAAAAUUCUUUGCUUAACAAACCUAUUAUAACAAAAAGAUUUCAACUUCCGAGAGAUUUGUUAUACAGAAAUUCACUUGUAUGUAUAUAGUAGACCGUGUCCAAUAAUUUAAAUAAACCUUUGAUUCUAGCCUUUGAAUGACUUUGGAAACACAUCACAAUACUCGACUAACAGUUACAAUAAUCAGAAUUGGAGCAUGAACUCGUCAGAUUUUGGUAACACACCGUAUGCCGGCUAUGGUGCAGGCUUUCCUUUCGUAAGUUUUCGCUAACUUUUAACAAAAUUACAAAAAAUGUCUUCAGAUUCUUGAAAAAAAAGCUUUGAAAAAUUGUACGUAGUAACCUAAUGACAUUUUUUAUAUUUUAAAUAAGGUAACAGAAUUAAGGUAACAUAUAUUAUGUAUUAUAAAAUAAUGUUUUAGGUCUCACAAAGUACUCCAAAAGGCGAUGAUAAGAAUUACCAACAACAAAUGGUGCCACAGUUCAUGAACUAUGACUACAGCAUGGUCAACACAGCUAAUAAUAGUAUUUCCAGUAGUUACAAUAGCAUGAUGUCGGCUUAUAAUGGCAUGUCGAGUUCAAGUAACAUGAUGUUUGGUACACCUAACAACAGUAUAUCUGCUUCAAACAACGUCAUGUCUGGUACAUCUAAUAACAAUUCGUCUGUUUCGUAUAACAUGAUGCCACAUAACUCAAAAGGGGAUUCUGGAUACAGCACUUCGAAGAACUCAAACUGCUCAAAUUCAAUUCAAAAUUCCUUGUCUAGUCAACAAAAUCUUCAGCAAUCUACGUCGAAUUCAGAAGACGACGCUGACAAACCUCAAGGGAUUGAAAUCAAACCUGGAGAUGAAUUGAUCAAGUUUGACGAAGCUGGUGGAAGAUUGGCAUUGUUAAAUUCGAAUGUGAAACAUACAGUAACGGUUGCUGAAAUGAAAAGAAGAUUCCAAAAGCCAGAGGAAAUGAACUUGUCAUUCGCUGGAGGCUAUUUGAGAAAGUAAGUUGUAAACUUGCAAUUGUAAAAUAAAAGAGAAAAAUGGGGUCAAUUUUUUAAAUUUUUGGUUUUUCAAAGCUUGAAAUAGGUCUAGGUAAUAUCGAUUCCUUUCUAAUAUACUUAUAUCUUCAUUCAGAGCUAAAAACAAGGACGGAGGCAAGAUAUUCAAAAACCAGCUGGCUCAGUUUGGAAUGUAUAUCCCAGCCGGGAGAAGACGAGGAGCUGAUCCGACUGCCUUCACAUCUCUAACCGAAUCAGAAGCCAGCAUUUUGGUCGAAGACUUUCAUCAUCUAAACCAAAGUCACUUCCCUCAGCAGCCCUUCCAUGAACAAGUUUUGAUAGAGUUUAUGAGGCCAGAGAACUAUCAACAGUUAAUGUUAGCUUUGGCACAGUAUCCCAAUCCUCAAUUUGUGGCACAUCUGAUUAAAUUAUGCUACAAGAUAUCGGCUGAUGUUUUAAUGAGGGAUCGAUCGGUAUACGAACAUAGAGGAAUGAUGUGGCCUAUUGAAUGCCAAAGACCUUUGGGACGACAACUUCAGAAUGGACUGGAUGUUUAUAAUAGGGUAAGUUGUGUUGUGUUAGUACUGAAUAUGUGAUCUAAAACUUAUUGUUUUAUUCAACUUAUCUUUACUAUUUAACAAAGAUAUUAUGUAAAACUUAAAUAGCUUAUGUUAUGCUACUGUUUUAUAAAGUUCAGUGAUAAUCCAUUUUUAUUUUAGAUAACUCAUGAUUUUGGUUCCCGAGCGUGCGCUUCAAUGUUCUUAACGUUAGCUGGAGAUGAAAGUCGUAGCAGCCAGUUUCGAAUUCCAAUGAGUUACGAGAAGUAACCUUGCAUUUAAGGACCAAUGUUUCUUGAUAAUUUUAGGGUUUUAAUGUCAAUGUUUACGUAUAAUUUUAAAAAAUGUACAUAAUGUUUUAAAAGUAUCUUACGUAUUCAGUAGUUUUUCUAUCAUAAUUUGAUGAAUCGGGUUAACAGGUAAGCUUUACAGUUUAGUUAUUGUUUAUUAUCAUCAUAUUGUUGUACUUCUUUCAAUUUUUAUUAUAAUUCUCCUCGAAUCCUAACCUCUAUUUCAGAAUUAAACUUCUUAUUCUUUCACUCUUUGUUUACUUCUCAAACUCAUCUUAUAAUUCUACAAAUAUAUUGUUUUUUACUACGUUAAUUAACUAUGUUUUUUUUGGCAAUAAAGUAUUCUGUAAAACAACUGGUAUUAUUACGUUCGUAAACAAAUAAAAUGUCUCUUGCAGCCAGCAAAUUCUGCGGACGCACGCUGCAAAUAAAAAUAAAUGUUUUUUUUAUAUUUUUGACUAAUUUUCUAAAAACUCUGUGAGUUAAAUGUAGUAUGCUCCAAAGAUGCACUUGUUCUUCCUUUGGUAACAAUAUAUUCAGAAGAUUGUCUACAAAACCAGUUGAUCAUUAUCAAGUUCUUGGAGUGAAGCCGAAAGCGACUGCAGCUGAAAUAAAGUCGGCCUUCUAUGAAUUGUCCAAGAAAUACCAUCCUGACACCAAGCCAGACGAUCAUGAGAAAGCUGCUGAACUUUUUCAACAGGUAGAUAUUUGUUUUGAGGUUUUUUACUAUAGGUUUUGAGGUUCAAUUUAUAAAGUCUAGACACGAGAAACGAGCCGGGCGCGGGGCGGGCCUGAAUGACGGCCCGAUCGAAAUUUUGCUCAGGGCCGGCCCGGCUCGAUGGUACCCCCCGCCCGGGCCUAAAUUUUUUUACGUAGAAACGGGCCGGGCUCGGCUCAUUUUUCAGGCCCGGCCCGAUCGGAAUUUUGCUCAAGGCCGGUCCAGCCCGUUUUUCAUGUCUAUUAAAGUCUUUAAUUUGGGUAUAAAUAACGAUAUAUGCUUUAAAAUAAAGUAUUUUUUAAAUACAGAUCUUUUAGAAGUGAAGAAUGUUAUAUUCAUAUAUCAUUUUAGGUAGCAGCCUCCUACGAGAUAUUAGGAAACGCAGCAAAUCGAGCAGAGUACGAUAAAUCGUUGAAGCAGCCACAUAGAACAAGGGCCAACCCGUAUGAUCAUAGUCAAACAAAAAGACAACAAAAAUACAAGGAAAGAUCUGAAGAACAAGUAGAAUUUGAACGAAGGUUUCGAGAGUAUGAAUUUAGGUAUGUUUUUUUUAUUAGUUGGUUUUUAAGUUUAGGUAUAUCUUUGGAAGGGCAUUUACCUGAAAUACACAUCAGAGGUUAUUGCAUUGGUUAUCUUCAAUUGUAGACAAAAGUUAAAUAGGGCAUAGUUGGAAGAUGAUUUAUUAUAUUUCAGGAAAUCUCGUCCAGAGUUUACGGAUCCAGAUGAAUUUUUUAAAAGAUUUGGCAACAGAAAAUUCAAAUCCCGACUAGAUUCGGAAGAUGUAACUCCAGAUUACAAGGCCUACAACGACGAACAAGCACGGGUUCGAGAAGCAGAAGAACGUCGAAUAGCGGCCGAAAUACAACGAGACCGAGAGAAACGAGGACUGUAUUGCCCUACCUUCCAACAGUUAUUGAUGGCUGAACGAGAAAGGAAGAGGUCGGAAAACAAGGACAUGUGGAAGAUCUGCGGCGUCUUCACGGUGGCUUUCUUGCUUAUAGUGGCAUCGAGGAUAUAG